Molecule: messenger RNA, 10273 nt
Organism: Alosa sapidissima (American shad)
Lineage: Eukaryota; Metazoa; Chordata; Actinopteri; Clupeiformes; Clupeidae
Product: protein NLRC5-like
Exons: 53
Coding region: 383-10102 (3239 amino acids)
Molecular function (GO): protein binding
Source: RefSeq, a predicted model, not a curated record
GAUUUAGAAGCGAAAGUAAAAACGUCAAUGCGAUCGGAAUACCAGGAAGGAAGACGAAGGGGGAGCAAUACGCUCAACAAGUAAAGCUUUUAAUAUAGCCUAGGUUAUGAAACAUAGUCAUUGCCAGUUUGUCUACGAAGUUAGGUUGUUAAUGAACCUAUAACAUGUAGGCUAACACAUCUUAUCGGGAAAUGGGUGUCUGUUAGUAAGUAGCCUAGGCUAUUUCCAAUGGCGAACGAGACGAACUAAAGUAGCCUGCUGUUUGCAUACGAGGAAACCAUUUAGCGCACAGGUGCACAGGCUCAGCCUCCAUUUUAGGCUGAAUAGGCCCACAGCUUGUCAUGAUCAGAUUCAUCUGGGUGCUCUGAGGAGUGGCUGAAACAUGGAAAAACAAGUCAACACAAAACAGGAAGACGGACUAAAGAGGCAAGGCUCAUUCCAUCAUGAGAGGCAUCCAUCACCUGCGCCCACUUGUGUGUCCAUGAAGAGUGACGAGUCAGAGGAUCGUUACAUAAACUUCAAACAUGAUGAGGGCACAGAUCGAUCAAGCUCAUUCCAUCAUGAGAGGCCUCCAUCACCUGCGCCCACUUGUGUGUCCAUGAAGAGUGACGAGUCAGAGGAUCGUUACAUAAACUUCAAACAUGAUGAGGGCACAGAUCGAUCAAGCUCAUUCCAUCAUGAGAGGCCUCCAUCACCUGCGCCCACUUGUGUGUCCAUGAAGAGUGACGAGUCAGAGGAUCGUUACAUAAACUUCAAACAUGAUGAGGGCACAGAUCGAUCAAGCUCAUUCCAUCAUGAGAGGCCUCCAUCACCUGCGCCCACUUGUGUGUCCAUGAAGAGUGACGAGUCAGAGGAUCGUUACAUAAACUUCAAACAUGAUGAGGGCACAGAUCGAUCAAGCUCAUUCCAUCAUGAGAGGCCUCCAUCACCUGCGCCCACUUGUGUGUCCAUGAAGAGUGACGAGUCAGAGGAUCGUUACAUAAACUUCAAACAUGAUGAGGGCACAGAUCGAUCAAGCUCAUUCCAUCAUGAGAGGCCUCCAUCACCUGCGCCCACUUGUGUGUCCAUGAAGAGUGACGAGUCAGAGGAUCGUUACAUAAACUUCAAACAUGAUGAGGGCACAGAUCGAUCAAGCUCAUUCCAUCAUGAGAGGCCUCCAUCACCUGCGCCCACUUGUGUGUCCAUGAAGAGUGACGAGUCAGAGGAUCGUUACAUAAACUUCAAACAUGAUGAGGGCACAGAUCGAUCAAGCUCAUUCCAUCAUGAGAGGCCUCCAUCACCUGCGCCCACUUGUGUGUCCAUGAAGAGUGACGAGUCAGAGGAUCGUUACAUAAACUUCAAACAUGAUGAGGGCACAGAUCGAUCAAGCUCAUUCCAUCAUGAGAGGCAUCCAUCACCUGCGCCCACUUGUGUGUCCAUGAAGAGUGACGAGUCAGAGGAUCGUUACAUAAACUUCAAACAUGAUGAGGGCACAGAUCGAUCAAGCUCAUUCCAUCAUGAGAGGCAUCCAUCACCUGCGCCCACUUGUGUGUCCAUGAAGAGUGACGAGUCAGAGGAUCGUUACAUAAACUUCAAACAUGAUGAGGGCACAGAUCGAUCAAGUGGCCAAAUGGAAGAAUGCAAAUCAGAUGCUGUCAGUGACCAGGGAGACCUCAAGCACAUAUUCCAGGUGCUUGAGGAGAAGAUAAUGGACUUUGUGAAGAAUGAGCUGAAGAGAUUCAAGAAGAUUCUGAGUCCAGAUUACCAAGAAAACAUUGAGGGUAAAGAGCAGGAUGAGAGUGAUGCCAGAGAAGGGGCUCUCAAGAUGACAAUGUACUUCCUGAGGAACAUGAAACAGAAUAAUAUUGCUGACAAACUGCAAGAAGUUGAACUUCCUGUAGUGUGGCAGACUGAGCUGAAGAGAAAUCUCAAGAACAAGUACCAGAGUGUGUUUGACGGAAUACCCAAGCAAGGGAGCUCUGCUCUGCUGGAAAAGAUCUACACAGAGGUCUACAUCACAGAGGGAGGAAGUGGAAAAGUAAAUGAGGAGCAUGAAGUCAGGCAGAUUGAGUCCAUAUCCAAGAGAUCAGCUGGACAGGAGACAUCAAUCAAAUGCAGAGACAUCUUCAAGCCCUUACCUGGCCAAGACAAACCAAUCAGAAGUGUCAUCACAAAGGGAGUAGCUGGAAUUGGCAAAACUGUCUCGGUUCAAAAGUACAUCCUGGACUGGGCUGAGGGGAAAGAAAACCAGGAUAUCCUCUUCAUAUUUCCACUGCCUUUUCGGGAGCUCAACAGAAUGAAAGACAAACAACUCUCUUUGAUGGAUCUUCUUCACAACUUUUUCUCAGAUAUUAAGCUGUUAUCUUUUCCUAGCCAGGGGAAGUACAAAGUGUUGUUCAUCUUUGAUGGUCUGGAUGAGUGUCGACUCCAACUAGACUUUCAGAAAAAUGAAAUUUUGACUAAAGUGACAGAGGUCACUUCAUUGGAUGUGCUGCUGACAAAUCUCAUCAAGGGGAAUCUGCUUCGCUCUGCUCUCAUUUGGAUCACCUGUCGACCAGCAGCAGCCAAUCAAAUCCCUCCUGACUGUGUUGACCGGGUCACAGAAGUACAAGGGUUCAGUGACCCUCAGAAAGAGGAGUACUUCAGGAAGAGGAUCAGUGAUAAGAAUCUUGCCAGCAAAGUUAUCACUCACAUAGAGACAUCAAGAAGCCUCCACAUUAUGUGCCACAUACCAGUGUUUUGCUGGAUUGCUGCUAAUGUUAUUGAAUUCCUUCUCAAGACUGAAGGAGGUAAGCAGGUUCCAAAGACUUUGACAGAGAUGUACACUUAUUUCCUUGUUUUUCAAACCAAGCAGAGGAGUCUGAAGUUUGAAGGAGUUUAUGACACAGAUCCACAGUGGAACCAGGCUAGUCUCCUUGCUCUUGGAAAGUUGGCCUACGAACAGCUGAAGAAGGGCAACCUGAUCUUUUAUGAAGACGACCUGAGAGAGAGUGGUAUUGAUGUCAGAGAGGCAGCAGUACACUGUGGCAUCUGCACACAGAUCUUUCAGGAAGAGUCAGGCCUUCAUCAGGAAAAGUUGUACUGCUUUGUGCAUCUGAGCAUCCAGGAGUACCUUGCAGCUUUGUACGUGAUCCUGAUGUUAAUAACUGAGGGGAAAGAUCUCAUGUCCCCACAGCAACCCCCCAGAAAAGUGUUUCAGCUUCUGAAAUGGCAAACAACGGGCAAACCCAUGACCACCUUACAAAAGAGUGCUGUGGACAAAGCAUUGGAACAUGAAGAUGGACGCUUUGAUCUUUUCCUCCGUUUUCUUCUUGGCCUCUCUCUGGAAUCCAACCAGAGACUCUUGAGUGGCCUGAUAAAGAAAGUACAACAUGAAAGCAAAGAGGAAAUAGUCAGCUACAUUAAGACAAAGAUCAUGGAGAUGCCAUCAUCAGAAAGAGUUAUCAACCUCUUCCACUGUCUGAAUGAAGUCAAUGAUCACUCCUUAGUGGGGGAGGUCCAGAGCUUCCUGAGUGCAGGGACACUUUCUGCAGCCAAACUCUCAUCUACCCAGUGGUCAGCUCUCGUGUUUGUGCUUCUGACAUCAGAAGAAAAGCUGGAUGUGUUUGACUUGAAGAAGUACAUCAGGUCUGAUGAAUGUCUCUUAAGGCUGCAGCCAGUAGUGGAGGAAUCCCAAAAGGCUCUGCUCAACAGUUGUGGGCUCACUGAGAGGAGCUGUGCAGGUCUGGCAUCUGUCCUCACCAAAGCAUCUUCAAAGCUGAAAAAUCUGGACCUCAGUGCCAACAGUAUUGGAGAUAUUGGGGUCCAAGAAUUGUGUAGUGGACUGGGUGACCCACACUGUACACUGGAGACACUCAGUCUGUCAUACUGCAGUAUUGGAGAUGAAGGCUUCAGAGCUCUUGCAUCAGCACUGAGAUCAAACCCCUCACACAUGAGAGAGCUGCAGCUGAGUGAGAAUAAAGCAGGAGACUCAGGAGUGAAGCAUCUUUCUUCUCUUCUGGAGGAUCCCAACUGUAAACUGGAGAAACUACAUCUGUCACACUGCAGUAUUGGAGAUGAAGGCUUAAGAGCUCUUGCAUCAGCACUGAGAUCAAACCCCUCACACAUGAGAGAGCUGCAGCUGAGUGGGAAUAAAGCAGGAGACUCAGGAGUGAAGCAUCUUUCUUCUCUUCUGGAGGAUCCCAACUUCAAACUGGAGAAACUAAAUCUGUCAUACUGCAGUCUUGGAGAUGAAGGCUUCAGAGCUCUUGCAUCAGCACUGAGAUCAAACCCCUCACACAUGAGAGAGCUGCAGCUGAGUGGGAGUAAAGCAGGAGACUCAGGAGUGAAGCAUCUUUCUUCUCUUCUGGAGGAUCCCAACUGUAAACUGGAGAAACUGCAUCUGUCACACUGCAGUAUUGGAGAUGAAGGCUUCAGAGCUCUUGCAUCAGCACUGAGAUCAAACCCCUCACACAUGAGAGAGCUGCAGCUGAGUGGGAAUAAAGCAGGAGACUCAGGAGUGAAGCAUCUUUCUUCUCUUCUGGAGGAUCCCAACUGUAAACUGGAGAAACUGCACCUGGAUAACUGCAGUAUUGGAGAUGAAGGCUUCAGAGCUCUUGCAUCAGCACUGAGAUCAAACCCCUCACACAUGAGAGAGCUGCAGCUGAGUGGGAGUAAAGCAGGAGACUCAGGAGUGAAGCAUCUUUCUUCUCUUCUGGAGGAUCCCAACUGUAAACUGGAGAAACUACACCUGGAUAACUGCAGUAUUGGAGAUGAAGGCUUCAGAGCUCUUGCAUCAGCACUGAGAUCAAACCCCUCACACAUGAGAGAGCUGCAGCUGAGUGAGAAUAAAGCAGGAGACUCAGGAGUGAAGCAUCUUUCUUCUCUUCUGGAGGAUCCCAACUGUAAACUGGAGAAACUAGAUCUGUCAUACUGCAGUAUUGGAGAUGAAGGCUUCAGAGCUCUUGCAUCAGCACUGAGAUCAAACCCCUCACACAUGAGAGAGCUGCAGCUGAGUUGGAGUAAAGCAGGAGACUCAGGAGUGAAGCAUCUUUCUUCUCUUCUGGAGGAUCCCAACUGUAAACUGGAGAAACUAAACCUGGAUAACUGCAGUAUUGGAGAUGAAGGCUUCAGAGCUCUUGCAUCAGCACUGAGAUCAAACCCCUCACACAUGAGAGAGCUGCAGCUGAGUGGGAAUAAAGCAGGAGACUCAGGAGUGAAGCAUCUUUCUUCUCUUCUGGAGGAUCCCAACUUCAAACUGGAGAAACUAAAUCUGUCAGGCUGCAGUAUUGGAGAUGAAGGCUUCAGAGCUCUUGCAUCAGCACUGAGAUCAAACCCCUCACACAUGAGAGAGCUGCAGCUGAGUGGGAAUAAAGCAGGAGACUCAGGAGUGAAGCAUCUUUCUUCUCUUCUGGAGGAUCCCAACUGUAAACUGGAGAAACUAAACCUGGAUAACUGCAGUAUUGGAGAUGAAGGCUUCAGAGCUCUUGCAUCAGCACUGAGAUCAAACCCCUCACACAUGAGAGAGCUGCAGCUGAGAUGGAAUAAAGCAGGAGACUCAGGAGUGAAGCAUCUUUCUUCUCUUCUGGAGGAUCCCAACUUCAAACUGGAGACACUAAACCUGUCAGGCUGCAGUAUUGGAGAUGAAGGCUUCAGAGCUCUUGCAUCAGCACUGAGAUCAAACCCCUCACACAUGAGAGAGCUGCAGCUGAGUUGGAAUAAAGCAGGAGACUCAGGAGUGAAGCAUCUUUCUACUCUUCUGGAGGAUCCCAACUUCAAACUGGAGAAACUAAAUCUGUCACACUGCAGUAUUGGAGAUGAAGGCUUCAGAGCUCUUGCAUCAGCACUGAGAUCAAACCCCUCACACAUGAGAGAGCUGCAGCUGAGUUGGAAUAAAGCAGGAGACUCAGGAGUGAAGCAUCUUUCUUCUCUUCUGGAGGAUCCCAACUUCAAACUGGAGAAACUAGAUCUGUCACACUGCAGUAUUGGAGAUGAAGGCUUCAGAGCUCUUGCAUCAGCACUGAGAUCAAACCCCUCACACAUGAGAGAGCUGCAGCUGAGUGGGAAUAAAGCAGGAGACUCAGGAGUGAAGCAUCUUUCUUCUCUUCUGGAGGAUCCCAACUGUAAACUGGAGAAACUGCACCUGUCACACUGCAGUAUUGGAGAUGAAGGCUUCAGAGCUCUUGCAUCAGCACUGAGAUCAAACCCCUCACACAUGAGAGUGCUGCAGCUGAGUGAGAAUAAAGCAGGAGACUCAGGAGUGAAGCAUCUUUCUUCUCUUCUGGAGGAUCCCAACUGUAACCUGGAGAAACUAAAUCUGUCAUACUGCAGUAUUGGAGAUGAAGGCUUCAGAGCUCUUGCAUCAGCACUGAGAUCAAACCCCUCACACAUGAGAGAGCUGCAGCUGAGUGGGAAUAAAGCAGGAGACUCAGGAGUGAAGCAUCUUUCUUCUCUUCUGGAGGAUCCCAACUGUAAACUGGAGAAACUGCAUCUGUCACACUGCAGUAUUGGAGAUGAAGGCUUCAGAGCUCUUGCAUCAGCACUGAGAUCAAACCCCUCACACAUGAGAGAGCUGCAGCUGAGUGGGAAUAAAGCAGGAGACUCAGGAGUGAAGCAUCUUUCUUCUCUUCUGGAGGAUCCCAACUGUAAACUGGAGAAACUACAUCUGUCAGACUGCAGUAUUGGAGAUGAAGGCUUCAGAGCUCUUGCAUCAGCACUGAGAUCAAACCCCUCACACAUGAGAGAGCUGCAGCUGAGUGGGAAUAAAGCAGGAGACUCAGGAGUGAAGCAUCUUUCUUCUCUUCUGGAGGAUCCCAACUGUAAACUGGAGAAACUAAAUCUGUCAUACUGCAGUAUUGGAGAUGAAGGCUUAAGAGCUCUUGCAUCAGCACUGAGAUCAAACCCCUCACACAUGAGAGAGCUGCAGCUGAGUUGGAGUAAAGCAGGAGACUCAGGAGUGAAGCAUCUUUCUUCUCUUCUGGAGGAUCCCAACUGUAAACUGGAGAAACUACAUCUGUCACACUGCAGUAUUGGAGAUGAAGGCUUCAGAGCUCUUGCAUCAGCACUGAGAUCAAACCCCUCACACAUGAGAGAGCUGCAGCUGAGUGGGAAUAAAGCAGGAGACUCAGGAGUGAAGCAUCUUUCUUCUCUUCUGGAGGAUCCCAACUGUAACCUGGAGAAACUAAAUCUGUCAUACUGCAGUAUUGGAGAUGAAGGCUUCAGAACUCUUGCAUCAGCACUGAGAUCAAACCCCUCACACAUGAGAGAGCUGCAGCUGAGUUGGAGUAAAGCAGGAGACUCAGGAGUGAAGCAUCUUUCUUCUCUUCUGGAGGAUCCCAACUGUAAACUAGAGAAACUGCAUCUGUCACACUGCAGUAUUGGAGAUGAAGGCUUCAGAGCUCUUGCAUCAGCACUGAGAUCAAACCCCUCACACAUGAGAGAGCUGCAGCUGAGUGGGAGUAAAGCAGGAGACUCAGGAGUGAAGCAUCUUUCUUCUCUUCUGGAGGAUCCCAACUGUAAACUGGAGAAACUACAUCUGUCAGACUGCAGUAUUGGAGAUGAAGGCUUCAGAGCUCUUGCAUCAGCACUGAGAUCAAACCCCUCACACAUGAGAGAGCUGCAGCUGAGUUGGAAUAAAGCAGGAGACUCAGGAGUGAAGCAUCUUUCUUCUCUUCUGGAGGAUCCCAACUGUAAACUGGAGACACUAGACCUGGAUAACUGCAGUAUUGGAGAUGAAGGCUUCAGAGCUCUUGCAUCAGCACUGAGAUCAAACCCCUCACACAUGAGAGUGCUGCAGCUGAGUGAGAAUAAAGCAGGAGACUCAGGAGUGAAGCAUCUUUCUUCUCUUCUGGAGGAUCCCAACUGUAAACUGGAGAAACUGCAUCUGUCAUACUGCAGUAUUGGAGAUGAAGGCUUCAGAGCUCUUGCAUCAGCACUGAGAUCAAACCCCUCACACAUGAGAGAGCUGCAGCUGAGUGGGAAUAAAGCAGGAGACUCAGGAGUGAAGCAUCUUUCUUCUCUUCUGGAGGAUCCCAACUGUAAACUGGAGAAACUACAUCUGUCACACUGCAGUAUUGGAGAUGAAGGCUUAAGAGCUCUUGCAUCAGCACUGAGAUCAAACCCCUCACACAUGAGAGAGAUGCAGCUGAGUGGGAAUAAAGCAGGAGACUCAGGAGUGAAGCAUCUUUCUUCUCUUCUGGAGGAUCCCAACUUCAAACUGGAGAAACUAAAUCUGUCAUACUGCAGUAUUGGAGAUGAAGGCUUCAGAGCUCUUGCAUCAGCACUGAGAUCAAACCCCUCACACAUGAGAGAGCUGCAGCUGAGUUGGAAUAAAGCAGGAGACUCAGGAGUGAAGCAUCUUUCUUCUCUUCUGGAGGAUCCCAACUGUAAACUGGAGAAACUACAUCUGUCAUACUGCAGUAUUGGAAAUGAAGGCUUCAGAGCUCUUGCAUCAGCACUGAGAUCAAACCCCUCACACAUGAGAGAGCUGCAGCUGAGAUGGAAUAAAGCAGGAGACUCAGGAGUGAAGCAUCUUUCUUCUCUUCUGGAGGAUCCCAACUGUAAACUGGAGAAACUGCACCUGGAUAACUGCAGUAUUGGAGAUGAAGGCUUCAGAGCUCUUGCAUCAGCACUGAGAUCAAACCCCUCACACAUGAGAGAGCUGCAGCUGAGUGAGAGUAAAGCAGGAGACUCAGGAGUGAAGCAUCUUUCUUCUCUUCUGGAGGAUCCCAACUGUAAACUGGAGAAACUGCAUCUGUCACACUGCAGUAUUGGAGAUGAAGGCUUCAGAGCUCUUGCAUCAGCACUGAGAUCAAACCCCUCACACAUGAGAGAGCUGCAGCUGAGUGGGAAUAAAGCAGGAGACUCAGGAGUGAAGCAUCUUUCUUCUCUUCUGGAGGAUCCCAACUUCAAACUGGAGAAACUAAAUCUGUCACACUGCAGUAUUGGAGAUGAAGGCUUCAGAGCUCUUGCAUCAGCACUGAGAUCAAACCCCUCACACAUGAGAGAGCUGCAGCUGAGUGAGAAUAAAGCAGGAGACUCAGGAGUGAAGCAUCUUUCUUCUCUUCUGGAGGAUCCCAACUGUAAACUGGAGAAACUGCAUCUGUCACACUGCAGUAUUGGAGAUGAAGGCUUCAGAGCUCUUGCAUCAGCACUGAGAUCAAACCCCUCACACAUGAGAGAGCUGCAGCUGAGUUGGAAUAAAGCAGGAGACUCAGGAGUGAAGCAUCUUUCUUCUCUUCUGGAGGAUCCCAACUGUAAACUGGAGAAACUACAUCUGUCACACUGCAGUAUUGGAGAAGAAGGCUUCAGAGCUCUUGCAUCAGCACUGAGAUCAAACCCCUCACACAUGAGAGAGCUGCAGCUGAGUGAGAAUAAAGCAGGAGACUCAGGAGUGAAGCAUCUUUCUUCUCUUCUGGAGGAUCCCAACUGUAAACUGGAGAAACUGCAUCUGUCAUACUGCAGUAUUGGAGAUGAAGGCUUAAGAGCUCUUGCAUCAGCACUGAGAUCAAACCCCUCACACAUGAGAGAGCUGCAGCUGAGUUGGAAUAAAGCAGGAGACUCAGGAGUGAAGCAUCUUUCUUCUCUUCUGGAGGAUCCCAACUGUAAACUGGAGAAACUAAAUCUGUCAUACUGCAGUAUUGGAGAUGAAGGCUUCAGAGCUCUUGCAUCAGCACUGAGAUCAAACCCCUCACACAUGAGAGAGCUGCAGCUGAGAUGGAAUAAAGCAGGAGACUCAGGAGUGAAGCAUCUUUCUUCUCUUCUGGAGGAUCCCAACUGUAAACUGGAGAAACUGCAUCUGUCAUACUGCAGUAUUGGAGAUGAAGGCUUCAGAGCUCUUGCAUCAGCACUGAGAUCAAACCCCUCACACAUGAGAGAGCUGCAGCUGAGUGAGAAUAAAGCAGGAGACUCAGGAGUGAAGCAUCUUUCUUCUCUUCUGGAGGAUCCCAACUGUAAACUGGAGAAACUAGACCUGCAGAGCUGCAGUAUAACUUAUGAAGGUUUCAGAGCUUUAGCAUCAGCACUGAGAUCAAACUCAUCAGCCCUCAGAGAGCUCUAUCUGGGGGGGAAUCAGUCCUCAGCACAGCAGCUGCUCUCUGAACUGAAGAAACAUCCAAACUGUAAACAUCUACAAAUAUAUGACUAAUGAAUUCAUCCUGUUGUGUUCCACCUGAAACAUGUUUUCACACUGUGCAGAGAUAAAUGUUUCAGCACAUUCAUAUUUGAAGUAAUAUGUUUUAAAGUGACUUAUGUAAAUACAAUUGUAAGAAAUAUUGUGUAAUGGAUGUUUUCAAUAUAAAACAUGGUGAUUCUUUAA